GGCAUAUAACAGGCACAAGAAUCGUCGUUUCUCCGUUCGAAUUGCUCCUUCAGAUUUUAUUUCAUCUCUUUUAGACACUCAUCACACGCACACUCUAUUAGGCUAAAAUCUUUCCAGUAGUAUCGAAAUCAAGAGCAAAUAGAAAUGCCUUUGUUCCUCUCCGACGAGGAGUUGGAGCGAUGUAGGCACGACGCCUCUAUGGUGUCGGAGAAGGCGGACGCCUUCAUCCGAGAGCUCUACAACCAACUCGACACCGUCAAAGCCCAGGCUGACGCCGCCGCGAUCACCGCCGAGCAGACCUGCUCUCUCCUCGAGCAGAAAUACGUUUCUCUCUCCUCCGACUUCAACAAUCUCGAAUCCCAAAACUUGCAACUCAACUCUGCUCUCGAACAACGUCUAUCUGAACUCGCCCAAGUCCAAGCCGACAAGCAUCAAAUCCAACUCAAAUCCAUUGGUAAAGAUGGAGAGAUCGAGCGGUUGUCCAUGGAAGCUUCUGAAUUUCACAAAUCCAAGAGGCAGUUGAUUGAAUUGUUGGAACAGAAGGAUUUAGACAUUAGUGAGAAAAAUGCCACUAUGAAGAGCUAUCUUGAUAAAAUCGUGAACUUGACCGACAAUGCUGCUUUGAGGGCAGCUCAACUGAGUGAUGUUGAGGCAGAGUUGGCACGCUCUCAUGCUUCCAGUUCUCGAUUGUCCCAGGAGAAGGAACUUAUUGAGAGGCAUAAUGCUUGGCUUAAUGACGAGUUGACAGCCAAAGUAAACAGUUACAUGGAGCUGCAUAAAAAACAUACUGAACUGGAGGCAGAUAUGUCCGCUAAGCUAGCAGAUGUUGAGAGAAAAUUAAAUGAAAGUUCGAGCUCUUUAAAGUGGAAUAAAGAGAGAGCGGCAGAGCUAGAAAUGAAGCUAACAUCUCUGCAGGAGGAGUUAUGUUCAUCUAAAGAUGAUGCUGCAGCCAAUGAGCAACGGUUUUCUGCUGAGAUAUCAACGGUAACUAAGCUUGUUGAACUAUAUAAGGAGAGUUCUGAAGAAUGGUCCAAAAAGUCGGGAGAACUAGAGGGUGUCAUCAAGGCUCUGGAAACUCAUUUAAGCCAAGUUGAGAACGAUUAUAAGGAGAGGCUCGAAAAGGAAGUAUCUGCAAGAAAGGAAUUUGAAAAGGAGGCCACAUAUUUGAAAGAGAAACUUGACAAGUGUGAAGCUGAGGUUGAAGCUGGCAGGAAGACAAAUGAGUUGCAUCUUCUUCCUCUGAGCAGUUUUACGACAGAAACAUGGUUGGACUCAGUUGACCGUAAUGAUAUGGGCGAGGAUAAUCGCAUGCUUGUCCCCAAUAUCCCAUUAGGCAUUUCUGGAACAGCAUUAGCAGCUUCACUUCUUCGGGAUGGAUGGAGUCUAGCUAAGAUGUACGCCAAGUACCAGGAGACUGUAGAUGCACUACGACAUGAGCAAUUGGGAAGAAAACAAUCCCAGGCGAUAUUAGAGCGGGUCUUAUAUGAGAUAGAGGAGAAAGCUGGAGUCAUUUUGGAUGAGCGAGCGGAACAUGAGAGAUUGGUUGAAGCAUACUCUCUUGUCAACCAAAAGCUGCAGCAUUCUCUUUCUGAACAGGCUACUUUGGAGAGAACAAUACAGGACUUAAAGGUUGACUUGAAGAGGCAUGAACGUGAAUACACUGUAGCACAGAAAGAGAUUAUUGAUCUCCAGAAGCAGGUGACAGUACUGCUGAAGGAAUGCCGUGAUAUACAACUUCGUUGUGGAUCUGUGGGUCAGGGUUAUGCUGAUGACGUUACAGCCGUUCUUGCUGUUGAGAUAAAUACUGAUUCUGAUGCUGAAAAAGUAAUUUCUGAUUUGACUUUUAAGGAUAUAAAUGGGUUAGUUGAGCAGAAUGCCCAGCUCCGAAGUCUUGUGCGCUGCCUUUCUGACCAGAUAGAGAACAGGGAAUCGGAGUUGAAGGAAAAGUUUGAGACGGAGAUACAGAAACAUACUGAUGAGGCUGCUUGUAAAGUUAAUGCAAUAUUAGCGAGAGCAGAAGAGCAAGCACGGAUGAUUGAAUCUCUUCACACCUCUGUUGCAAUGUACAAAAGGCUGUAUGAAGAGGAACACAAACUUCACAUGCUUCAUCCUCGUUCUGCUGAAGCAGCUCCAGAAGAUGGAAGGAAAGACUUCUUGCUUCUACUCGAAGGUUCUCAGGAAGCUACAAAAAAUUCCCAAGAAAAGUCUCAGGAGCGUAUGAGAUGUCUUGAAGAGGAUUUGUCCAAGAAAAGGAGCGAGAUAAUAUCACUGAGAUCAGAGCGGGACAAAUUAUCUAUUGAGGCAAAUUUCGCAAAUGAGAAACUUGAAAGAUUUAUGAAAGAAUUUGAACAUCAGAGAGAGGAAACCAAUGGUGUUAUAGCCAGAAAUGUCGAGUUCUCGCAGUUAAUCGUGGAUUACCAACGAAAGCUGCGUGAAGGUUCCGAUUCCAUGCAUCGUGCUGAGGAGCUUUCAAGAAAGUUAACUAUGGAGGUGUCUGUUUUGAAGCAUGAAAAAGAAAUGUUGUCAAAUUCUGAAAAGAGAGCUUUUGAUGAAGUCCGUAGUUUGUCGGAGAGGGUUCAUCGUUUGCAGGCUAGUUUGGACACCAUUCAGAGUGCUGAGGAAGUUCGUGAGGAGGCCAGAGGUGCAGAGAAGAGAAAGCAAGAGGAGUAUAUUAAACAGAUUGAGAGAGAAUGGGUUGAGGCUAAGAAAGAGCUUCAAGAACAGCGUGAUAACGUUCGAAGUCUCUCACUUGACCGGGAAAAUACUAUGAAAAAUGCCAUGAGACAAGUUGAAGAAAUGGGAAAAGAGUUAGCUAAUGCAUUGCAUUCAUUUGCUGCUGCUGAGUCUAGGGCUGCUGUUGCUGAGGCCCGAUUUUCUGAUCUGGAGAAAAAGAUUAAAUCUUCGGAAAUUAAGAUCUCAAAUAAUGAUGGUGAAUGUGGUACUUCGUCUUUCCCAACUAAUAAGGCUAUUGCAGAGUUGCAGACUACAAAGGAAGAAAUUGAAAAAUUGAGAGAGGACAUACAAGUUAACAAGGAUCACAUGCAACAGUAUAAGAGCAUAGCAGAGGUGAAUGAAGCUGCACUGAAACAGAUGGAGCUUGCUCAUGAAAACUUUAAAAUGGAGGCGGAUAAGCUGAAGAAAUCGCUUGAAGCAGAAAUUGUAUCACUUCGAAACCAUGUUAAUGAACUUGAAAGCGACUGUAUUUUAAAGUCCAAAGAAGCAGUAUCUGCUGCCGCUGGUAAAGAAGAAGCCGUUGCUUCUGCUUUAUCUGAAAUUUCCAGUCUAAAGGAAGAAAGUUCUGUUAAGACAUCCCAAAUUGCGGCAAUGGAAAUUCAAUUUUCUUCUUUGAAAGAAGAUUUGGAGAUGGAGCAUCGGAAGUGGCGUGCUUCUCAAUCCAACUAUGAAAGACAGGUUAUACUACAGUCAGAGACAAUUCAAGAGUUGACAAAAACUUCGCAAGCUUUGGCUUCUUUGCAGGAGGAAGCAUCUGAGUUACGUAAAUUGGUUGACAUGCUCAAAACUGAAAAUAAUGAAUUGAAGGUAAAGUUGGAAGUAGAGAAGUCAGUUCUAGAAAAAUCAAAGAAUGAAGCAGUGAAGAAAUGCGACGAAAUUGAUGAACAGAACAAGAUACUGCACAGUCGGCUUGAGGCUUUGCACAUCAAAUUGGCUGAGAAGGAGCGGGAUUCCGCCGGAAUCUCAUCUAGAAGCACUACUCAAAAUGCAGUUGAUGAUGCGGGGUUGCAAGAUGUGGUAAAUUAUCUGCGCAGGUCAAAGGAAAUUGCAGAAACAGAAAUUUCAUUGUUAAAACAGGAAAAGCUCCGGUUGCAAUCACAGUUUGAAAGUGCUCUAAAAACAGCGGAGACAGCCCAAGCAUCACUUAUUGAUGUGCAAGUUAAUUCAAGAGCAUUGCUAUACACAGAGGAAGAGUUCAAAUCUCUACAACUUCAGGUCACAGAGAUGAAUCUGCUUCGUGAAAGUAAUAUGCAACUCAGAGAGGAAAACAAGCACAAUUUUGAGGAGCAGCAGAAAUUACGUGAAAUAGCCCAAAAAACCAGGAUCGAAACCGAGAAUCUGGAGAGACUGCUGAGGGAGAGAGACACUGAGGUGGAAGCUUAUAAGAAAGAUAUUGAAAUGCAAAAAAUGGAGAAAGAUCACCUGGGAAAGAGGGUUGUUGAGUUGGUCGAGAAGUGCAAGAAUAUCGAUGUGGAAGAAUAUGAACGCCUGAGAGAAGAUGUCCAACGAAUGCAGGUAAAUCUGAGGCAGAAGGAUGCCCAGCUUGAGGAAGUGAAUAUACUUAUGUCUGAGAAGCAAGAAGUAAUAUCACAGUUGGAACAAGAUCUUGCAAAGAGCCGAAUUGAGCUGAUUGAAAGGGAGAACAGGAUAAAUGAAAUUUUGCAAGUUGAGGCUUCUCUGAAAUCAGAGCUCGAGAAGCAAAAGAAAUUUGUAGCUCAGUUGAAGAAGAAGUGUGAGAACUUGUCAAAGGAGAAAGAGAACUUGUCAAAGGAGAAAGAAGAGCUCAGCAGGGAAAAUCACGGUCUUUCCAAACAAUUAGAGGAAUCAAGACAAGGAAAGAGAGGCAUGGGAGAUACUGUUGUUGAACAGGCCAUGAAGGAAAAGGAGAAGGAGAAAGACACCAGAAUUCAGAUUCUGGAGAAAACCUUGGAAAGGCAUAGGGAAGAGUUGAAGAAAGAGAAGGAUGAAGUUAAGAUGUUGAGAGUAAGGCGUCAGAAGACUGAGAAGGCAAUUGUGGAUUCUAUUGGGAAUGUUAAUCAGGAAAAAACGAAGCUGGCAGAUGAGGUCGAGAAGCAUAAGCAGGCUCUGAAGAGGCUUUCAGAUGAAGUAGAGAGGCUGAAGCAUGCCAAAAGCAACCUUCCGGAGUUUGAUUUUUCUCAGGGUACAUCAGUGGUUCAACUCCUUUCUGGGACUCAGUUGGAUGACCUUGCUGGUGCUUAUAUUCAGGCCGUGGAAAAUUUUGAGCGCAUUGCACAAUCAGUUUCCAGUGAGCUUGGAGCUUCCACCUGUACUGACACUUCCUCAACUGUGGAUGCUCCAUCUUUGGGAACAAAAACAGGCCAGGAAGUUUCUCCUCUUGCCCCAAGUAUCUUACCCUCAGCAGCUCCCCCGUCAACUUUUCCAUUGGUUAAAGCAACAGAAGGAAGAGAGAAGAAAUUUAUUUUACCAAAAUCAAGUGUUGAAACCCGUAAAACUGGGAGGAAGUUGGUUCGGCCUCGUAUUGUGAAGCCUGAGGAACCCCAGGGGGAUACAGAGAUGUCAGAAAUUGAAGGAUCCAAUAAUAUGGGGAAGCCCAUUCCUUCCCUUAACCUAGAAACUCAAGGCAAUAUAACGCUCUUGACCCAGCCAUCUGUUCGCAAGCGUUUGGCUUCUUCAUCCACUUCUGAGUUACAAGAAGAGUCCCUCAUUCAACGAGGUACCAGCUCUGAUGUGGGACUGCCUGUGCUCAAGAAGGCCAAAGGCCCAGAUUCACCACAAGAUAGUGUGGAAGUACAACCUGAUGCUAUCAUGGAAACUACAGAAACUCUACAUGUCACAGAAGAAUCCGUAGAUGCUGUUGGUGAUUUGCCCCAAGAUUCCAAUGACGAAGGCAUUGACGCCGAAAAGGAUGAGGUUGAGGCUACCGGAGAGCAGCUUGAUGAGGAGCCAAGCCAAGUUGUGUUGCAGAAUGAUAGAAGUGAUGUUUUAGAAGAGAAUUUGGAUAAGCCAAGUGAAGCAGAGGUGUUGUUUGAUGAUGGGUCAAAGGUUCAGGCCGACCAGGACAUCAAAAUGUCAAUGGUGGAGUCAGGAAGUGAGCGUGAAGAAGGAGAGCUUCUACCUGAUAACACGGGUCUUGAGGUCGGUGGUAAUAUAUCUAAUAUAGUGGAGAGCCCAGAAAAUGGGGGAGGUGAAUCUGAGCUUGCAGCCGCUCCGGUGAGUUCACCAGGAGUCGAUGAUGAGGCUCUGGUAGUAGCAACAUUAGAGUUUGGGGAAGGUAGUUCUUCCCAAGUACUGAAUGAUGAGAGGACUGAUGAAGGUGAUGCAGAGGUGAAUGUUGAGACUUCAGAGAAGUCGAAUGAUGGUAAUGACCAGGUUGUGGUGGAAUCUGAUCAAAUCCCUGAAGCUGCUUUGGAAGUUGGUGAGGUAACACCUACAGUUCCUGCUGUAGAAGUGGAUGUCCCAAAACAAGCUAGCCCGAGUGUCACGGCAGACACAGAGGAGGUCAGGCAGGUGUCACCUGUUAGUAGGAGGUCAACAACCAUUAAUUUGCAGGAGAGAGCAAAGCAAAGGUCUCUUCUUAGACAGGCUGGAGUGGUUUCUUCGUCUGCUUCUGCUUCUGCUUCUGCUUCUCCUUCUCUAGGUAGAGGACGUGGAAGAACAGUUCGUGGGCGCAGUGGGCGUGGCGGGCGUGGUGGGCGUGGACAAUCAUCUGGUGAUCAAGGUUAAGCUUUGGCAAUUGGUACACAGGAUUAAUUGCAGUCUUCUUCUCCUCCCUAAUCUCUUCAAAAUUCUAAUGCCUUGUACUAUGUUUUUCCUGUGUGCGUGGAUUGUGUUUGUGAGAAAGAUGACACAAAAGUUACUUGUACAGAAAGUAGACACACUAGAAAGAUUUUGACCACAGAUGCCAUGGGAGGUGGUGCAUUUUUAGUUUUCUUUCAAGAUGAGAUAAAAAUUCAAUACUGUUUAUUUUUAGAUUGAGGAAGGGGUGUGGGACUCUGGCAUUUUAUAAUAUGAAACGAUCUUUCAGCUUUCCUCUUA
Molecule: messenger RNA, 6750 nt
Organism: Cornus florida
Lineage: Eukaryota; Viridiplantae; Streptophyta; Magnoliopsida; Cornales; Cornaceae
Product: nuclear-pore anchor
Exons: 48
Coding region: 145-6438 (2097 amino acids)
Biological process (GO): protein import into nucleus; mRNA export from nucleus
Cellular component (GO): nuclear pore
Molecular function (GO): structural constituent of nuclear pore
Source: RefSeq, a predicted model, not a curated record